AUGGCCAACAAUUUCGGACCCCUCUUUCAAAUCACUAUCAACGGCGAAAAGCAGAUCUUUGCGACCAGCCAGGCUCUGGUCGAUGAGCUCUGCGACGAAUCCCGUUUCCACAAGGCCGUUGUCGCUGGAGUCCAGAACUUACGAAUGCUGGUCAACGAUGGCCUCUUUACAGCCUACCACGGAGAGCGUGGCUGGGGCAUUGCUCAUCGCAUUCUGGUGCCUGCCUUUGGCCCGCUACGUAUCCGGAACAUGUUCGAGGACAUGAGUGAUAUAGCGCAACAGUUAUGUUUCAAGUGGGCCCGCCAAGGAGGUUCGACCAGUAUCAAUAUCACUGAUGACUUUACGCGCCUCACAUUAGACACUAUCGCCCUCUGCUCGAUGGGGUUUCGGCUGAACAGCUUUUAUAAUAGCGAGACUAUGCACCCAUUUGUUCAAUACAUGGUGGACGUGCUGAGGGAAGCCGAUGUCCAAGCCAUGCUUCCCGGGAUCGCAAACUCCCUGCGCGUCACGGCCCAGCGGCGCAUGUCUAAGAACAUCGAGGCGAUGAGGAGCAUAGCCCGCGAAAUCAUCCAAGGGCGCAGAGAUAAAGGGGAGUCAGUCGAUGACCUCUUGAACACACUGUUGAGUGGGCGGGACCCAGUCACUGGCGAAGGCAUGACCGAUGACUCGAUCAUUGACAAUGUCAUCACCUUUUUGAUUGCGGGCCAUGAGACCACCUCCGGCCUGCUCUCGUUCACGUUUUACUACCUGCUGCAAAACCCGCACAUCUUGGAGCAGGCCCGGAACGAACUUCCAUACAUCGACGCCAUUUUGAAGGAGACUCUGCGCCUGAUGCCGACCGCCCCAGCCUUCGCCGUCUUUCCAAAGAAGCCGGAGGUGCUGGGCGGGAAAUGGACGAUCAAUGCCAGACAGGCCGUCAUCGUCCUGCUGCCUGCCUGCCUGCGUGACCAAGCCGUCUUUGGGCCUGACGCGGGCGAGUUCCGCCCUGAACGCAUGCUGGAAGAGAAUUUCUCUCAGCUCCCGCCGAACUCGUGGAAGCCAUUUGGCAACGGCGAACGCAGCUGCAUUGGCAGGGCCUUUGCCUGGCAGGAAGCCCAACUGGUGGUUGCCAUGAUCCUUCAAACGUUUGACUUGGUGGGCAAUGACCCAUCCUACAAACUCCGCAUCAAAGAGACUCUCACCAUCAAGCCCGAUGGCUUCCGGCUCCGAGCCACGUUGCGCCGCGGCCAGAGUGCCACUGGGCUAUCCAGGCGAAGUAUGUCGGUGAGCGCUGAUGGGACCUCGGCGGCAUCGUCAACUCAUCUCGCCGGGAAAUGCAAAGGCCUGGAGCCGGCAGGAGGGCAGCCGGUUUCCUUCUUCUACGGCUCCAACAGCGGAACUUGCAAAGCCCUCGCCCACCGGUUGGCGUCGAACAUGAUGGCCCGUGGCUUUACCAACCAGAAGCUUGCCCCGCUCGACAGUGCCGUCGACAACCUGCCGAGAGAUCAGCCAGUGAUCAUUGUAACAACCACCUACGAUGGGCAACCCACGGACGACGCGAAGAAGUUUAUUGCUUGGCUGGAAAGCGGCAAGGUCCCCGCUCUCCAAGGUGUCUCCUAUGCAGUCUUCGGCUGCGGCCACCAGGACUGGACCAAAACAUUCUAUCGCGUCCCGAUCUUGAUUGAUGACAUGAUGCACAAGGCUGGAGCCACACGUCUUGCGGCGCGAGGCGCAGCCAACGCUGCUGUCAGCGAUCUCUUCUCGGACCUCGAAAAGUGUGAAGAGACAAGCCUGCUGCCCGCCCUCCGCGAGACAUUCCUCCCGUCCAGCAGCAGCGACGUCGAGCUACUCAACCCGCAGCAGCUUCAAAUUAGCUUGAGCAAGCCCAGGAGGGUGGGCAUGCACCAGGGCCUCGUGGAGGUGAAAGUGACUGCCGUCCGGAUCCUAACCAGCCCGGGGACCCUGGAGAAGCAACAUGUGGAAUUCCGCAUCCAGGGUGAAACCACCUUGCGUCCAGGCGAUCAUCUCAAUAUCCUCCCGGCCAAUCCGCCUAGCACGGUCUCAAGAGUCCUAGCUCAUUUCGAUCUCGCACCGGACUACAGUAUCACUAUCAACUCGUUCAACACGCUUGGUCUACCCCACGCCACACCUGUGUUGGCGGCCGAGCUGUUUAGCUCAUACGUAGAGCUGUCCCAACCGGCAACGCGAAAUAACCUCAAAGCACUCGCCGCAACCGCACUGUCUAAUGCAGACAAACAAGAGCUGAUCCGUUUCCAUGAUUCCAACGAUCCACUCGUCCGGGACAAGCGCGUCUCGGUUUCGGAUCUGCUUGAACAAUUCCCCUCCAUCUCACUUCCUCUCGCGGCAUUUAUCUCCAUGCUCCCGGCUUUGCGCGUCCGGACGUACUCCCUUUCCAUGGCCCCCUCAUUCAAGCCUUCUCACGGUUCGCUCACCUUCUCCGUCGUCAACGAGCCAGCAUGGAGUGGCAAUGGACAGUAUCUGGGCGUCGGAUCGAACUACCUUGCCUCGCUCACAUUAGGGUCCAUUCUCUACAUAUCGCCGCGACCCGCCAAAGACGCUUUCCAUCUCCCGAUGGACCAGUCCAGCGAACCCAUCAUCAUGAUCUGCGCGGGGACCGGUCUUGCCCCCGUCCUUAGCUUUAUCCAAGAGCGCAUGGUCUGGCUACAGCAGGGCAAACCACUCGCAAAGGCGCUGCUGUUCUUCGGCUGUCGAGGUCCCCAUCUGGAUGAUCUUUACCAUGAGGAAUUAUCCGAGUUUGAAUCCGCUGGCGUGGUCGAGGUUCGCAGAGCGUACAGUAAAGCCCCGGACCAUGACCUGGCCAAGGGAUCCCGGUAUGUGCAACACCGGUUGGUGACAGAAGCCGAAGCAAUCCAAGAUCUCUGGGCUCAGAAUGCGAAAGUCUACGUCUGCGGUUCGGGGAAUCUGGCCAAGGGGGUCCAGACCGCUUUAGAGAAUAUGCUAGGGGCGUUGCCUCAGGAGUGA
Molecule: messenger RNA, 2982 nt
Organism: Aspergillus fischeri NRRL 181
Lineage: Eukaryota; Fungi; Ascomycota; Eurotiomycetes; Eurotiales; Aspergillaceae
Product: bifunctional cytochrome P450/NADPH--P450 reductase
Exons: 5
Coding region: 1-2982 (993 amino acids)
Cellular component (GO): cytosol
Molecular function (GO): FMN binding; iron ion binding; aromatase activity
Source: RefSeq, a predicted model, not a curated record